AUGGUGGUGUUGCAGCGAGCGUCUGAUUCUGCAGUUACGGACCAUGGUCAUAUCUGCAAUUGCACACUUUCAGAUGCCACAAGUUUCAGGUACUGCCACGGCACCUGUGCAUCAUACUUCAUCCCACGACUAAACAGCAAAAAACUGAAAGCCGUUUUCAAGUCGUGUGCAGCAUGCGUGCCUCGUGACUAUGACGCCGUCAAUGUCACAUUAGACUGUCCCGGACAAGAUCCGCCACAAAUCACCAAAUCCAUCGUCAAGAUCAAAAAAUGUGAAUGCAUCGAUCUGGACCUGUCGACGCAUCUUCGCUUAUAG
Messenger RNA from Ostertagia ostertagi, 315 nucleotides. The record is from the annotation of a GenBank genome assembly. NCBI's taxonomy places the organism in Eukaryota, Metazoa, Nematoda, Chromadorea, Rhabditida, Trichostrongylidae.